Oryzias latipes (Japanese medaka) is the source of this 1631-nucleotide messenger RNA. It is a transcript of the gene il17rb, whose product is annotated as interleukin 17 receptor B. Gene Ontology annotation, molecular function: interleukin-17 receptor activity. The record is from RefSeq and is a predicted model, not a curated record. NCBI's taxonomy places the organism in Eukaryota, Metazoa, Chordata, Actinopteri, Beloniformes, Adrianichthyidae.
AUGAAAGUGCUGCUAGUUGUGAAGCUUUGCAGCCGUAACACGCAAACCUACCUCCUGGGAUCGCAGAGAAGCGGUUUCCUCGAACCCAAGCGAAAAUCAGAGCCUGUGGGCGUGGCUUCAAGCGGUGUGUUCACUGACUCUGUAGUCCGUUGUGAAGAGUUUCCAGCACUCCUCUCAGUAAAGACGUCUUCCUGCACAGAAAUUUCCCAGAUUGUAAGGAGGAUGUGUUUGGUGUUGUUUUUUCUCUGCUUCGCACUCGCAGCAGUUCUGGAGACAUCUGCUCAAAAUAAUAUAAGUGUGAAAUGUGAUCAAUAUGACGAGUUUCAUGAACCAAGAUCUGAAGAGGCCGCGUCCAAAGUGGCAGCCCUGAGAGUAACUCAGGUAGAAAACCAAGAUCAUUACGUGCUUAACAUAAGCUGGGCCAUAAACAUUGAUGCGAGCAUAGAGAAAUUACAAAGCACAGUCAUUGAAUCUCCUUCAGGAGAUGUCAUCUGCAGUUAUGUUCCUUCAAUUGCCAAAACAAACCUCACUGGAUUGGAGCAGAUAUGGUUUUAUUAUUUAUCAAAUGUAAACCCCGGGUUGGAAACCAUUACAGUUUACAAUCUUCCUUUACCUCUUUUGGGACACGGCCUCUACGAGACAGUAUCAGUUUGGGUCUCAAAAAGAACUGACAGAACAACCCCCUUAGUAACAACAGCUGUUGUAUCUGCACCCUCAACUGAGUCAACAGAGCCAGAGCCAAAAAGAACAAACAUCUUGAUUGUCUUUCUUGGAGUACUGGCAGCAUUGGUGGCCCUGAGUUUCUGCUUUGUAAUCCGUCACAUUUGUGGUCCUAAAAUUGCUACAGGAUUUGGUUUAAAAAUACUCCUUCCACCUCCCAUGGCUCCAGUACCAGUUCUUAUAGUUUACCCAGCUGAAAAUUCAGCCUUUCAGCUUGUCAUAGUUGAGUUGGCAGAGUUUCUGCACUGCCAUGGUGGCUGCAAAGUGGCAAUCGAUCUCUGGCAGCAGGAAAAGAUCGCAGAGCAGGGGCCGAUGCGCUGGCUGGCCGAGCAGGUUAGGGCUGCAGACUGUGUGCUCAUCGUCUCUCCACAGGCAAAGAAUACCUCCUCCGAGCUCUGCUUCUCUAACCCCCAAAACAACCUUCCUGAAAUGCCCAUCCCAGCUGCAGCACAUGAUCUUUAUCCUCUGAUUCUUAACAUGGUGGCUAGCCAAGCAAAAAAUGCCAGUCACCUGUCCAAAUUUUGGGUGUUGCAGCUGAAUAAGAAGAAGAGGUCCCAUGAAUUACCUCUGGAACUGAGCACAUGCACAACGUUUUGCUUGAUGAAAGAUUUAAACAAACUUUGCAAGAAGAUUCAUAGCCAAACAAGUGACAGAGAGAAGCUCUCAUAUUUGCAGUUCAGACAGAGAGUUUACUACAGUGAAAACAGGACAACGAAGUUAAGACAAGCUGUUGAAAGUCAUAGAGGGAAAUGGCCAAGCAAUUCCAAGAAAAACUACCUGCUUACACCUGAAGGGUCUCCUGUUUAAGAUUCACUGGGAUUGACAAAUUGAUUCUUGCUAUUCAACCUAGUCAAAUUAUUCCAUCUGUAUUAUUAUUAUCAUUAUUAGAAUAAUCUCAAAAACUAGAACUU